AUGGUUGAGGAAAGGCUCCAAAUUAUCAUUUGGGGGCAGAAGUCUACCAUCCCAACUUUUGCGCAAGACAACUUGGCUGCCCACAACUCAUACCUCUCAAAUCCUAUAGGAGUUGCAAUCGGACCACUUCUUGGAGGGACUUGGAUGCAUAAGGACGCUAGGUGCGCGGUGAACAAGAUAAAUAACAGUGCAGACGCUCUCGAUCCGGCCUGGGAGCCCAAUUCCUUCAGUUCUGCCGAGUUUGACGCUUGGUGGAAGGCUAGAUUUCAAGGCCUGCCUGCUUCCAGCACUGCCCUAAAAUCCUUUUCGAUGGCUGGGAUUCCUAGGUUGUUCAUGCAGGAAAGGAGACUCAUAAAUUAUGGUGCAGACCAUAAAAGACGUGGCCAAUCUAUCCAGGCUGGAGAAAUUAUUGUCACUUCUGUUAUUGUUGCUGGAGAUCUGGGGCUGCCCUCUGUAGAUGAAGAGGAUGAAAUUGAGGCAGAGAAACCAGCUGCUGAGGUCACUCCUUCUGGCAGAAGGAAAAGAAAGGAAACUACUUUUGCCCAGCAUAGUGUCGCUCAACCUGCGACUUCAGCUGAAAGUCCCUCUCCCCCUCCUACUAAGUCAAAAAGACUUAGAAAGAGGACUGUGGUGGAAUAUGUGGCCACGAAGGGAACUGUAGUAGCUCCCACUAGUACUUCUGGUACAGAUGAAGAGCUAAGAAAGGCCUUUAAGGCAGUGGAGCAGGAGAAAGAGUUGGAAGAGCUAGAAGAAGGACCUCAAGAAAAGGCAAAGAUGGUGGAAGAAGAGGAGGAAAUUCCUGCUAAAGUGAUUGUAGAGAGCAUCGCUUUGGCCCAGAAGCAGCAAGAGAACACAAGGGCAGAGCUGACCAGCUCAGAGUUGGCCCUCUUUGAGGAACCAGAAGCACUCCACUGCUGUUCCGACAGUUGA
Prunus armeniaca (apricot) is the source of this 930-nucleotide messenger RNA. The record is from the annotation of a GenBank genome assembly. Lineage: Eukaryota; Viridiplantae; Streptophyta; Magnoliopsida; Rosales; Rosaceae.